Molecule: messenger RNA, 1256 nt
Organism: Tachyglossus aculeatus (Australian echidna)
Lineage: Eukaryota; Metazoa; Chordata; Mammalia; Monotremata; Tachyglossidae
Gene: KCNMB1
Product: potassium calcium-activated channel subfamily M regulatory beta subunit 1
Exons: 4
Coding region: 112-687 (191 amino acids)
Biological process (GO): detection of calcium ion; potassium ion transport
Cellular component (GO): voltage-gated potassium channel complex; membrane
Molecular function (GO): calcium-activated potassium channel activity; potassium channel regulator activity
Source: RefSeq, a predicted model, not a curated record
GGGAUGGGAGUCUUUUCCUUUCUCCAGCACCCACCCACCGCGAAGCGGCCCCCAGGCUAAGGACCGGGCUAAGGCCGCGCCGGGACCGAGUCCCACCUGGCCAGCGUCAGGAUGGGGAAGAAACUAGUGACGGCCCAGAAGCGAGGGGAGACCCGAGCGCUUUGUCUAGGUGUGGUUAUGGUAUUUGGCUCGGUCAUCGCCUACUACAUCCUGGGGACCACCCUGUUGCCCCUGUAUCAGAAGAGUGUGUGGUCACAGGUCUCCAAGUGCCAUCUGAUUGAGGCCGACAUUAAAGACCAGGAGGAGCUGGCUGGCAGGAGUGUCCCCCAGUACCCCUGCCUGUGGGUCAAUGUGACUGCCUUGGGAAAAUGGGCCAUGCUGUACCACACAGAGGAGACGAAGGAGAAAAAUCAUCAGUGCUCAUACAUACCAACCCACCUGGAGAACUACCGCAAAGCAAGAUUAGAUGUGGAGAAAAUUAAGGCGAAUUUCAAAGAGCACCAGGCUUUCCUUUGCUACCACGACCCUGAGGAAAAUGAGAGAAGCGUCCUGUACAUGCGACUCUAUGGGCCCCAGGUCCUGUUCUCCUCUCUCUUCUGGCCAACCUUCAUGCUGAUCGGGGGUGUCCUGAUCAUUAUUAUGGUGAAAAUCAAUCAAUCACUUUCUGUACUCGUGGCUCAGCACUAGGCAAUAAACAUGGGACAACUCAAACCACUCUGCAAUGGAUACCCUUGCCCUGGCCCUCAGAAAGAUUCCUCUUUCCUAUCUAUUCUCUCAUACUUGCAUAGUCCUUUCACCUCACUCAGAAUCCUGGGGCACAGGAGGAGAAAUCAGGUAAAUAUUUCCCUUUACCCAUCCUAGCCUGACUGAGUGGCAGUGAAGCAGAGAACCUACUCCAUGUUAAACAAAUGCCUGCCAAUUUCACACACGGGACCCAGACUACAGAUCCAUGCCAAAUAGCUAUCGGACACUACUGGUUUCUGCAUAGAUGGUGUGGUAUCUCCUCAUGUGUGCUUGCUAAUUUUGUUGAGCAGGAAACACUGGUUUUAGAGGAAAAAGAACCUUCAGUAGCCAAACCAAAGAUGAACUCGUUCAUUAAAUACAGUAACUCUGAAGUGGUUUUUUUUCCCUUCAGAAAAGUGCCUUAUAAGUGUAAAAAUUGCAGUAAAAAGGUACAUUGAAGGCCAGGUAAUUAAGUUCCAAAUCUGGAGGCUCUGAAAGUUAAGCCAUUCUGGAGGGCAAGGAUUUUUCAAUAA